AAGUAUCUUUGAGACAUUCAAGUGGAAACGUCCAAUAGGCUUCUUAGGCACCUAGGGCUUUGCGGUUUUCCUUUCUUCACCAGAAAUGGUUCCGUCAUGUGUUUCUUAGUUUUUUCGGAACCCCAUAGGACUCUGGGAAGCCCUACGGGCUCGUGCCGGCGCUCCCACGCAUGCGCAAUGGCACCACUCACUGGGACGACGAGGGCAAUAAUUUUUCCUUAUCCUGAAGCAACAUCCUCCCGAUUCUCCAUAAAAAAAGGCGGGAACUAGCCAACAGGCCGGGGAAUGAUGGGACUCGCACUGUGCACGUCCCGCCCACUUCACACUCUGAUUGGUGAAUGUUCCUGGUCCGUGGCGAAGGGGCCCGCCUCAUUGGCUGUCAGUCUCUUGGGGGCGGGUCCGCGACGCGGGUCCUCCACCUUCCUCCCCCUUCCCUUGCUGCCGACGUGGGACUGGCAGCCGCUGGCGGUUAGGGUCCGCAGCGUGGGUGCCGGGGGGCAGGCGGGGAUGGGGGGGCUGCGGCUGCUGGCAGUGGCCCUCGCCUGCUGCUGGUGGCCGCCGGGCAGCCAGGGUAAGACGCUGCGGGGCAGCUUCAGCAGCACCGCGGCCCGAGACACUGAGGGCCAGAGCAUCGGCCACUUCCAGUUCCACGGUGACCAUGCUCUUCUGUGUGUCAGAAUCAACAACAUAGCAAUAGCUGUUGGGAAAGAAGCUAAACUCUACCUCUUCCAAGCCCAGGAAUGGCUAAAGCUGCAGGAAAGCAGUCUUGCGUAUAGUUGUAGUGAAAAAUUAUCCAAAGCUCAGUUGACAAUGACCAUGAAUCAGACUGAACAUAAUCUGACAGUGUCCCAGAUUCCGUAUCCACAAAUGUGGUACGUGUUUUAUGCAGACAAGUAUACAUGCAAAGAUGACAAUGAGAAUUCUCAGGUGGAAGAUAUAUCAUUUGAAAUGAUGUUAUUAAACCCGGACGCUGAAGGGAAUCCACUUGAUCAUUUUAGUGCUGGAGAAUCUGGGUUACAUGAGUUCUUUUUCCUCCUAGUCCUAGUGUACUUUGUGAUUGCUUGCAUUUAUGCUCAAUCAUUGUGGCAGGCUAUUAAGAAAGGAGGACCCAUGCACAUGAUUUUAAAGGUUCUGACAACUGCAUUGCUGUUACAAGCUGGUUCAGCUUUAGCUAAUUACAUUCAUUUCUCCAGUUACUCCAAAGAUGGAAUAGGAGUACCUUUUAUGGGAAGUUUGGCAGAAUUUUUUGACAUCGCUUCCCAAAUUCAAAUGUUAUACCUACUUCUGAGUCUGUGCAUGGGUUGGACAAUAGUCAGAAUGAAAAAGUCUCAAAGCAGACCUCUCCAGUGGGAUUCUACUCCUGCAUCCACUGGCAUUGCUGUAUUCAUUGUUAUAACACAGAGUAUUUUGCUACUUUGGGAACAGUUUGAAGAUACCAGUCCUCAUAGCUACCAUUCACACCACAACUUAGCAGGGAUCCUUCUAAUCAUUUUAAGAAUUUGCCUAGCGUUGUCACUGGCCUGCGGACUCUACCAGAUCAUCACAGUGGAGAGAAGUACACUCAAGAGGGAGUUCUACAUCACGUUUGCCAAAGGCUGUAUUGUGUGGUUUUUAUGCCAUCCAGGUCUUGCAUGCAUUUCUUUCAUGUUUAAUGACUACCAAAGAGAUAAGGUUAUUACAGUAGGUGUUAUCCUUUGCCAGUCUGUUUCCAUGGUUAUUCUCUACAGACUCUUUCUGUCCCACAGUCUCUACUGGGAAGUUUCUUCACUUUCCUCAGUGACACUACCACUGACCAUAUCAUCUGGACACAAAAGUCGACCUCACUUCUGAUACUUGAUUUUCUUUGAAGGAAAAGUGGACUGAUUGAACAGAGUGCAAUAAGGAUCCAAGUACAGUGACUUUUUUUUCAUACUUUUGGUAUGAAAAAUUGAACAGAGAAAGCAGAGCAUGUAAUUUAUACAACUGCAUUUAAGCAGUACCAAAACUGAAAAAGAUAAUAAAUGUAAUGUUUUUAAAUAUACUUAAUAAACCUUGAAGAGUGUUAUUACAAGGUGAUUUAUGCAUUCUCCAUAUGGAAAUAAAGAUCAAAAAGAACUAUGAUAUUUUGGUAAGAGAUUCACCACUUAUAAUGCCUCAUCGUAUCUCAAUAGUUAACUCAGGUUUCAUGGUCUUAUAAAAAGUAAUCAAUUAAAUGAUUACUUGCUUAUAUAUAUAUAUCUAAACUAAGUCCAGUUAUGAAAUCAGUGUAGUACACUGAUUAAAAACUGCUUUUUUAUGCUUUAAGAAAAUGCAUUUCAUAUUACAGUUUAAAAGAAUUGAAAAUGAAAUCACUUCAGAAAAUGAAUAUAGUUAAAUGAAUAAGCUUUUGUUUCUGGGUGGGGUUUUUCUCCAUUUUCUUCUAUCACUUUGGCUCUAGUUCAGGUUUUAGUUUAACAAAGGGUUUUUUUUGACAGUUUAUGAAAAAUAAAAUUAGAUAAAUGGGUUUUAAAAGCUGAGCUUUUAGGUGAAGGGACACACAGUUUUACAUGUUUAAAACGAAAGAAGGAAAAAAUACUAUAUGAUAUGUACUAAAAUUUUAAUCCUGAUAUAAUUCGUUUCUCUUACAUUGAAUCCCCAAUCAUAAUUAAGCCAUAUACACAGAUUAAAUUAACAGAAGCAUUUCACAUAAAUGUGGUUUCAGUCAUCAACUACCCAUGAAUUCCUGCCCAAGGAUACUUAAUCAGGAUUAAAUUUUCUAUGAAUAAUUGAAAAACAAAAUACUCACUGGAUUUGUUAUAAUCCAUAUUGGCACUGGAUUCUAAGUAGUUGCCAUCUUGAAUCCUUUGUAAUAAAGCCAUAUUUUUUUGUGUAUGCCCCAGUAUUGAGUAUGCUAGCUAAAAUAUAUUCUAUCAAGUGCCUAUUUAAAGAAUUGCUAAGUGGCUGUUGAUACCUGCUGUAUGAAGUGAGUGUUCCCAUUAACAGUCAGAUUGGAAAUGAUUCUGUUUCUGUUUGUCAAGUUAUUCAGGUCUUUUCGUUUUUACCUCUGGCUUAUUUUAAAAAAAUAUAUUUUAAAAUCUGUUUUCAAAGGUAUUAACAUUUUUAAGCAAGAAAUGGUGCACUGUUCUGGUAAUUAAACUUUUUAAUUAAAUAGUUAAAAUAACAUAACACAACUUCAAAAUAUCUGUGGCUUCAUUUUUAUUUUUCCCUUACACUUAGUCCCAUUGGAGAUGAAUAGUGUUCUGUUUCAUUUUAAAGGCAAAAUAUGUGUUUGUGACUAGCAAAAUGGCAAAGUGACGAAGAAGUUCAGCCUGUUCAUUAAAUCAUCUCUGACAGUUCUUUGUAAAUUAUUUAAUAUAUGAAAGCUACAGGCUGAGACUAGAAAGUCUGGGGUAUAUUUUAGGUUUACAUGAUCUGCUGAGUGAUCCUGACCUUUUUUUUCUCCUUAACCAUAUCUCACUAAUAACCCCAGUUAUUGUCUGUUGUGUUCAAUUGAAGUGCAGUUAAUUAAGCUGAAAAAAAAGUGAAGCCUUUUCAUAGAUUUUGCGAACUUGCAACAAUGGGAAGGGAAUUAUGAAAUACAUUAUUGUGCUUGCACUUAUGAAACUGUAACACUUUUUUUCUUUAUUUUUUAAUUUAUGGUUGAAUUUCCUGAUUAUUUUGUUAUUCAAGAGCCAUUGUUAAAUGAAGCAAAACAGUUGUUAAUAAUUAAUGUAUGUAAAGUUUAGUAAUCAAAACUCAAAAUUAUAGUUCAUAAGUCAUGACAUAGCAUCCCCGUUUUUCUGAAUGUUUACAUGGAGAUAUGUCACACAGAUUACAGGAAGAUACGUGUAUACUGCAAACUCUAAUUAAAGAUCAAAACUUUUCUACUUUU
Messenger RNA from Hipposideros armiger (great roundleaf bat), 3850 nucleotides. RefSeq names its product G protein-coupled receptor 180 (gene GPR180). The record is from RefSeq and is a predicted model, not a curated record. Gene Ontology annotation, biological process: G protein-coupled receptor signaling pathway; response to pheromone. The coding region runs from base 286 to 1830 and encodes 514 amino acids. The transcript is spliced from 9 exons. NCBI's taxonomy places the organism in Eukaryota, Metazoa, Chordata, Mammalia, Chiroptera, Hipposideridae.